Oryza brachyantha (malo sina) is the source of this 2797-nucleotide messenger RNA. Its product is annotated as acetyl-coenzyme A synthetase, chloroplastic/glyoxysomal-like. Lineage: Eukaryota; Viridiplantae; Streptophyta; Magnoliopsida; Poales; Poaceae. The record is from RefSeq and is a predicted model, not a curated record. The coding region runs from base 215 to 2485 and encodes 756 amino acids. The transcript has 18 exons. Gene Ontology annotation, molecular function: acetyl-CoA synthetase activity; AMP binding.
GGCGCGCGAGCGUCUAGCAGCAACGGAGUACUUCGUAAAUAGUAGCAGCAGCUGGUAGAGCAUUAGUCUGAGCAAAGACGAGGAGAAGAAACCCAAGAGGCCUUCUUCGUUUUCCCGCAAUCCACCACCCGCCUGAUUUGCCUCCUCCACCAGCCGAAGGCAAAGUCAGAGAGGAGUUUGUUGGAGGGGAGGGGGGAGGUGAGCCGUGGCCGUCAUGGCCCAGCUGCAUAUAUACGCCACCGCCACCACCUGCCGCGGCUGCGCACGCGCCCGCGCUGUGAUCCCGCUUCCCGCCGCUCCGGCUCCGCUGCAGCGCUUCCCCUCCCCGUCGUCGUCCUCGUCCUCGUCGUCUUCUUGGGCGAUGUCCGUGUCGUCGCCGCCGCUGCUCCGGCGAGGGUGGGCCAUGGGCGCGAGCGAUCAUGUCGCGGUGGCGGCGAGCAGUAACGGCAAGCCGAGGCCGAGGAGGCCCGCCGCCGCCGCCGUGCUGGGCGAGCCGCUGGCGGCGUCCGAGGAGCACGGCCUCGUCCACCCCAGCGCGGACUUCGCCUCCCAGGCCCUCGUCUCCUCCACGCAGCAGUACCAAGAAAUGUACCGGCGUUCGAUCGACGAUCCGGCCGGGUUCUGGUCGGAGAUCGCGGAGGCGUUCUACUGGAAGCACAAGUGGAACCCCGACGAGGUCUGCGCCGAGAAUCUGGAUGUGACCAAGGGGCCGAUCAAGAUCGAAUGGUUCAAAGGAGGCAGGACCAACAUAUGCUACAAUGCCGUGGACCGCAACGUGGAGGCCGGCGACGGCGAGAAGAUAGCGAUGUACUGGGAGGGGAACGAGCCCGGUGACGACGGCAAGCUCACCUACUCUGAGCUCCUGGACAAGGUUUGCCAGCUGUCCAAUUACUUGAAGAGCGUCGGUGUUGGGAAGGGUGAUGCUGUGGUGAUCUACCUGCCGAUGUUGAUGGAGCUUCCCAUCGCAAUGCUUGCGUGUGCUCGGAUUGGCGCUGUCCACUCGGUUGUGUUUGCUGGUUUCUCUGCCGAUGCGCUGGCGCAGAGAAUCGUCGACUGCAAACCAAAGGUUGUGAUUACGUGCAACGCGGUGAAGAGGGGAAAGAAGCUCAUACCUCUCAAAGAUAUAGUAGAUGUGGCUCUGGCUGACAGUGUGAAGAAUGGAGUUGAUGUAGGCAUUUCUUUGACAUACGAAAAUCAAUCAGCCAUGAAGAAAGAAGACACAAAAUGGACGUCGGGCAGGGAUGUUUGGUGGCAGGAUGCCGUGCCCAAUUUUCCAACCAAAUGUGAUGUGGAAUGGGUUGAUGCAGAGGAUCCACUGUUCCUUCUAUAUACAAGUGGCAGCACUGGAAAGCCAAAGGGUGUACUGCAUACAACGGGGGGCUAUAUGGUGUACUCUGCAACAACAUUUAAGCACGCAUUUGAUUACAAGCCAUCAGAUAUAUACUGGUGCACUGCUGACUGUGGGUGGAUUACUGGGCAUAGUUAUGUGGCAUAUGGUCCUCUCCUGAAUGGAGCCACAGUUCUUGUUUACGAAGGGGCUCCAAACUAUCCUGAUCCUGGUCGUUGUUGGGACAUUGUUGACAAAUACGGGGUGACGAUAUUUUAUACUGCACCGACGCUUAUUCGUGCACUCAUGCGUGAUGGUACCGAGUAUGUUACUCGGUAUUCUCGUAAAUCUCUCCGAGUUCUAGGAAGUGUGGGCGAACCAAUCAAUCCCACUGCUUGGAGAUGGUUUUAUAAUGUUGUUGGUGACUCAAGAUGCCCAAUAUCAGACACUUGGUGGCAGACUGAGACUGGUGGCUUUAUGAUCACUCCUUUACCUGGCGCCUGGCCUCUGAAACCCGGAUCAGCAACAUUUCCUUUCUUUGGUGUACAGCCAGUCAUUGUAGACGAGAAAGGGCAGGAAAUGGAAGGAGAAUGCAGUGGAUAUCUUUGCAUAAAGAAGUCAUGGCCCGGGGCUUUCCGGACACUUUAUGGAGACAAGGACAGAUAUGAAACCACAUACUUCAAGCCAUUUGCUGGCUAUUAUUUCUCUGGUGAUGGUUGCAGCAGGGACAAAGACGGAUACCAUUUUUUGACUGGACGUGUUGACGAUGUUAUCAAUGUCAGCGGCCACCGGAUUGGGACGGCGGAGGUUGAGUCUGCUCUGGUUUCACAUCCAAAAUGCGCUGAGGCCGCUGUUGUUGGAAUUGACCAUGAGGUUAAAGGCCAGGGAAUUUACGCUUUUGUGACGCUGGUGGAUGGCGUUCCUUACAGCGAUGAGCUACGGAAAAGCCUUGUUAUGACCGUUCGCAGCCAGAUUGGGGCGUUCGCGGCGCCGGACAAGAUCCACUGGGCGCCCGGGUUGCCGAAGACGAGGAGCGGCAAGAUCAUGCGGAGGAUCCUGCGGAAGAUCGCGUCCAGGCAGCUGGACGAGCUCGGCGACACCAGCACGCUCGCCGACCCCGCCGUCGUCGACCAGCUCAUCGCGCUCGGCGAUAGCUAGCGUCGUCGAUCGAUCGCGCGCGACUCCCAUUUUUUUCUCACAGUUAAGCAGAACUGCAUUUAUAUUCCGCCGAAGAAUAUGAAUGAUUUAUACUCCACCGAAGAAUUCUUUUGGUGUGUCUAGGAGAAAAAAAUGAUUUUUUUAUGUGAUUCCGUGAUCACUAUGUGUGUCGCAUCACAGAUGAGAGAAGAACUGGUACAAUAUAAAACAGUGGGUAUAGCUGUAUGCAUUUGAUAUAAUGUACAAAUCAGUAAUUACAGGCCUUGGCUUGAACGCAGACGACCUGACAUGUCCAGUAUGUUAAUGGGCCAA